Nerophis lumbriciformis (worm pipefish) is the source of this 7587-nucleotide messenger RNA. It is a transcript of the gene sgpp1b, whose product is annotated as sphingosine-1-phosphate phosphatase 1b. Gene Ontology annotation, biological process: sphingosine metabolic process. Gene Ontology annotation, cellular component: endoplasmic reticulum membrane. Gene Ontology annotation, molecular function: sphingosine-1-phosphate phosphatase activity. NCBI's taxonomy places the organism in Eukaryota, Metazoa, Chordata, Actinopteri, Syngnathiformes, Syngnathidae. The record is from RefSeq and is a predicted model, not a curated record.
CAAAGUGUUGUCAUUCGAGCAAGAGCCACCAGCGGGGAGGACAACCUUCCAGCGAGCUCUAGGAUGAGCAAGAACCAUCAUUUUGGUAUUUAUUAACGGUGUCUUUUUAAACAACCGUGUCUUUUUGACGGGCACGUCUCGCCGCUUUUAAGUCGUCAUAGUCGGAAAACUCAUUUUGGCCAAGCUAAUGCUAACACCAGCUUGCCUCCACCGUCCGUCCCCUGUGCGGCCGAAGUAGCCGAGCGACCGCCUCCUCUUUCCGCCGCCGAGCCGCCCUCCAAGCAUGGAGAAAAGUAGCCGCUUGCUGGAGCUCCUCCGCUUCCUACGAGACCCCCACCUGGUCGCUCGCUUCCAGCACAUUUGCGGGGUGCGAGGGACGUUCUCCGGGGGCGGCGGCGAAGCGGAGCCGAGCGAGGCGCACAACAACGGGGCUUGCUACCACCAGCUGGACGCGGACCACGGGGGCGAGGCAGCGGGGACGGCUCGGAAGAGGACGGCCGGUUUAAAGAACUCUCCCCACAACUGCUCCCUUCCCGAGCACAGCGGGGCCAUGACGGAUGGAGCCGACACGGUCAAGCCCCUCCGCAGAAACUCCUUGACGGGGGACGCCGGCCAAGAGUUUCGGGUGGAGAACCGCUUCUUGUACUACCUGUUCUCCUUCGGAACCGAGCUGGGCAACGAGUUCUUCUACAUCACCUUCUUCCCCUUCCUGCUGUGGAACGUGGACGCCUUCGUGAGCCGGCGGCUCAUCAUGGUGUGGGUGUGGGUCAUGUACCUGGGCCAGUGCACCAAGGACGUCUUCCGCUGGUCCAGACCCGCCUCGCCUCCUGUGGUCAAAGUGGAGAUGUUCUACAACUCCGAGUACAGCAUGCCGUCCACCCACGCCAUGUCCGGCACCGCCAUUCCCUUCGCCCUCUUCUUCAUGACCUGUGGCCGCUGGGAGUACUCCGUCACACUGGGUUACGUCUUGGCUUUCUGCUGGUGUCUGCUGGUCUGCGUCAGUCGGAUCUACAUGGGCAUGCACUCGGUUCUGGACGUCAUCGUCGGAGUGAUCUACAGCGUGCUCAUCCUACUCGUCUUGCUGCCGGCGUUGGACGCCAUCGACCAUUUUGUGCUGACGUGCGCCUACGCCCCACUGGUCAUCGUGAGUCUCCACCUGAGUCUGGGCCUCUUCUCCUUCACUCUGGACACGUGGAGCACGUCCCGAGGCGACACGGCUCAGAUCCUGGGCUCGGGCGCCGGCGUGGCCCUGGCGUCCCACGUCAACCACCGCCUGGGCCUGAUGCCGGACCCGCUGCCGGAACGUCUCCCACUGUCGCUGCCCGCCCUCAGCGGGGACCUGGUGGGGACGGCGGCGCUGCGUUUCCUGCUAGGCGUGCUGAUCCUGGUGGCCACGCGGGCGCUGAUGAAGGCCCUGACCAUCUCGCUCGUGUGCCGCAUCUUGGCCAUUCCUGGCGACGACGUGAGGAAGGCGAGGCAGCACAUGGAGGUGGAGCUUCCCUACCGCUACAUCGUCUACGGGACGGUGGGCUUCAACGUGCUCUUCCUGGUGCCCCUCAUCUUCAGCUACCUGCCGCUUUGUUGACCACCUCCUUGCUAGUGACAGCACAGCGCCCUCUGAUGGCACGGUUAUCUGAAAAACACUUUCUUCGACGGAUCACUACUGAUUCCCGAGCACCAGCGUUGAUUUGCACUGACGACCUCCAAGCCGGAAGUCUUUUUUGUGGACGCAAACGAGCUGCUAAGUUUGUCAGCUCUGUGAUCGCUUGCUCUUCCUGUUCGGAGAAAAGCACAAGCCGGCACAUAAGAUCCACUUUCAAGACCUAAUGUACACUGUAAGAACUGAAGUUGUUGUCAACGCAGCUAUGAAGACACGCUUUCUCUAGUGGUGCUUUACCAUUUUUACCGCUGGCUUCACAAUCAACUUCAAUACGCAAUACAAUGAGAGGUAUUUUUCAAAGAUUCUUUAGUUAGAAAUCAAUCGUAGCACUGUGAUUGGUCGAUUGUGACCUUGUUUUGACCCAGACAUCAAUCAAUCAUUUACUUAUAUGGCCCUAAAUCUCGAGUGUCUCAAAGGGCUGCACAAGCCACAACGACAUCAGGGCAAGAAAAAAACUCGACCCAAUGGGAUGACAAUGAGGACCCUUGGAGUGGACCACAGAUGUGGGCGACCGGUGCCAUGGACGGACGAGUGGAUCUAGCAUAAUAUUGUGAGAGUCCAGUCCAUAGUGGAUCUAACAUAAUAGUGAGAGUCCAGUCCAUAGUGGAUCUAACAUAAUAUUGUGAGAGUCCAGUCCAUGGUGGAUCUAACAUAAUAGUGUAAGAGUCCAGUCCAUAGUGGAUCUAACAUAAUAUUGUGAGAGUCCAGUCCAUGGUGGAUCUAACAUAAUAGUGUGAGAGUCCAGUCCAUAGUGGAUCUAACAUAAUAGUGUGAGAGUCCAGUCCAUAGUGGAUCUAACAUAAUAUUGUGAGAGUCCAGUCCAUGGUGGAUCUAACAUAAUAGUGUGAGAGUCCAGUCCAUAGUGGAUCUAACAUAAUAUUGUGAGAGUCCAGUCCAUGGUGGAUCUAACAUAAUAUUGUGAGAGUCCAGUCCAUAGUGGAUCUAACAUAAUAUUGUGAGAGUCCAGUCCAUAGUGGAUCUAACAUAAUAGUGAGAGUCCAGUCCAUAGUGGGGCCAGCAGGAGAUCAUCUUGAGUGGAGACAGGUCAGCAGCGCAGAGACGUCCCCAACUGAUGCACAGACAAGUGGUCCACCCUGGGUCCCCCACUUUGGACAGCUAGCGCCUCAUCUGUGGUCACCGAAUCGGUUGUUGUUGUGGAGCUUUAAAAAGACCUUUUUAAAUUGUUCACAAAACUUCGUCUAGAAAACGAGGCUACGUUCACACUCCAGUUCCGUUUUUUCUUUGUCAAAUCCAAUCUUUUCAGUGGCUGUGCAAAUGACCCCCCAAAAAAGUGAUUUUUAAUGUGAAUACAAUCUGACCCGACAAGACGUUUACGGAAGUAAAAAUGGCUCGGUCUCAGUACUUGUGCGCUUACGUGGCAAUUUCAAGGUUUUUGUGCAAUCAAAGUCAACAUUUUCUGAACCAAUCAAUCAAAAAGGCCUGGGUCAGAUCCCGAGAUGUCUGAAUCGGAACAGUUCUUACCAACAUGAAAAAAUGUGAACCACAAAAAAAAUGGUGGUGUGAACGUAGCCACAUGCUAUGCUAGUAUUCCACUUGAGACUUGCAGGGUAGAUCUUCAAAAUGUACCAAAAACUUCCUCAAGCCGACACCACGGCUCGUUCCUGGGUUUUGCUGCCGACUGAGAAACAUCGGACUUCCACAAAGGUCAGGACCACGACCUGGGAUCUCACCUGUAAACAAGCGAUCAUUUUAUAUGCAGACUUUCAGCCUGAAUCCCAGGCAGGACUCAGAACCUUUUGUCAUGUGACCAAAUAUGGCCAGCCCAGCUCCACUUUAGUGCCCUCUAGUGCCUUACGAGGUCAUUGCAGGGUUUGCCACGUGGCCUUCUGCACUUCGCUCAAGCAGCAUCUAUAUCAGGGGUGUCCAAACUUAACCCAGCGAGGCCUGAUCAUUUUGCAAUGCGUUCCGCUGGAAACUAUGGAAAGCGCCACUCGACAUGGCAAAGUUAAAACACAUUUUAAGAUAUUCAGAACUCUACUGCCAUCUGGCGGCUAAAGUGGAUAUUGGAAAUUUGUCACGUUUCAUAUGUCGGGUAGAUGUGGCCAUGUGAAUCCCCUUCCUACUGUACUUCAACUUUUAUACUGGAAAAGAUGCUCAAAUGAGUUAGUAAAGUAAUACCUCAGUUUUUGACUAAUUCGUUCCCAAAGGUCUGAUAAAAACCGAAGAAAUUCCCCCUACAUUAAGCAUUUUCAAGCAUAAAAAUACAUUUUCUGGGCUAAAAAAAUCGGAAUACUACAAAAAUGGGACUCAUUACCUCCCUGCUUGGCACUCAGCAUCAAGGGUUGGAAUCGGGGGUUAAAUCACCAAAAAUUAUUCCCGGGCGCAGCACCGCUGCUGCCCACUGCUCCCCUCACCUCCCAGGGGGUGAACAAGGGGAUGGGUCAAAUGCAGAGGACAUAUUUCACCACACCUAGUGUGUGUGUGACAAUCAUUGGUACUUUAACUUAAUUUAUCAUUGGCCAUUAAAAACCUCUAAAGGCUUAGUGGCCACAUGUGUGGACAGCACCUUUUAGCUCUUAUUUCCAAAAUUGUGUACACUACUGAAUUGGGGUCUUAUGGCCACUUAUGUGGACACUUAUACUGCCAUCUGGUGGUGUCAGAAGAGUAUAACAUACAAUGGAAUUUGGAGGGGGGGAAAGUGUUAAAAUAAGAAUUAGCAUGUCACUACACAUGAAGUACACGUUUGUGUACUUAUGGACUAAGUACAUAUCAAAAGAUGAUUCUUAGUUUUUAUUCUAAUUAGGGUCUAAUGAGCCCAAAUAGCAAAGAAAAAUAAAAUAAAAAGCAUGUAAACAAACUUGGGCCUUAAGAGGUUAAAGGAGAGCAAACGAUGUGGUUCAGUAUCAUGGCCUCUGAUUGGCUUAGCCCCGAGCAUCGGAUUAAAGGAGUUAUUUCGUGUUAUAAAUGGUUGUCAACAGUUUGUUUUUUUUGCGCUCUUUGAAAAUAUUUCAUCAUUCCUACUUAAGGGGGAAAAAAUUCCCAAUUGAAAUGAAUGAAAAGGGAUCCAUGAGGGAUUACUGCACGUAUAAAUCUUGAAUAGAAUGUAUAAACUAGAUAAUUCCCACGGAAAAUUUGAUGGGUCAGAAUUCCAAUAAAUGUUAAAAUAUGGCCGAGUUUGAUCGAGUCGGAAAUAUUGAUUUUUUUGUUUUAUAGAACUAGGGCUGCAACAACUAAUUGAUUAAAAUCGAUUAUAAAAAUAGUUGGCGAUUAAUUUAGUCAUCGAUUCGUUGGAUCUAUGCUAUGCGCAGACGCUACUUUUUUUACUUUAUUUUAUUUUUUACAAACUGCAACAUUUACAAACAGCUGAGAAACAAUAAUUAAAAUAAGUAUGGUGCCAGUAUUCUGUUUUUUUCCCCCAAUAAAAUGCUGGAAAGGAUAGAAAUGUAGUUUGUCUCUUUUAUACGAUUAUUAAUCGAUUAAUCGAAGUAAUAAUCGACAGAUUAAUCGAUUAUUAAAUUAGUUGUUAGUUGCAGCCCUAUCUAGAACCGACAUUUAACAUUGGGGUCAAUUUCGCUGACUUUCUUGGCUUUUGAUGGCCAUCAGAGGCGAAAUGGGACAUAAAAGGGAUAUUUUCUGAGAGGACGAGUGUGUCAACGUUUUCACCGAAACACGUGACAGUGGGAUAAAAGAUGUGGCCGUGACGACAGGUUGUUCAACAAAAAAAAGCGUAUUUCCGGGUCUGCCGCCCUCUAGUGUACAACAUCUGCUUUAAUGGGAGAACCCCCAUGGCGCUCGCCUCCUUCCGAUGGCCAUCCACCAAAAACCAAACAUUGGACGUAAAAACUUUUCAUCCAGGUUUAACGUAGACAAGUGUGUGAACAAAAUGAGACGUUAAACACCGAGCUACGUGAAAGUAUGACUGAGCUACAAGAGGAGGCGAUCUCGCUGUUUUGGCAAAAUCCUCCCUAUUCAAUGGGCCCAUAGUGAUUAGUAUCUGCAAUAGCGUCACCAUGGUAACACUAAAUGAUCCCAACUAUAAAUACUGCCCUCGUCCUCAUCGAGACCUUUCCGACGGUAUAAGAUAUGUAGGGGUUUGUUGGUUGGUUCGUCGCUUAUUAAUCGCCAAAGUUUAGGAUAGGAAAAAAAACAAAACUAAGGUAUGAGCAGUAAUAUGAGCUACUUGCUUAGCAGCAGGCCCAUAAUUAAAGUUAUAAAACUUUUUAAGCCAGGGUUAACUUAGACAAGUGUGUGAACAAAAUGAGACGUUAAACGCCCAGCUACGUGAAAGUAGGACUGAGCUACAAGAGGAGGCGAUCUCGCUGUUUUGGCAAAAUCCUCCAUUUUAAAGGUUCCCCAUAGCGAUUAAUUUCCGAAAUAGUGUCACCAUGGUAACAAGAAAUGAUCCCAACUAUAAAUACUGCUGUCGUCCUCAUUGAGACCUUUCCGACGGUAUAAGAUAUGUAGGGGUUGGUCGGUUGGUUCGUCGUGCAUUACUCGCGAAAUUUUAGGGUAGAAACAAAACUGUAAAGUAUGAGCAGUAGUAAUAUGAGCUGCUUGCUUAGCAGCAGGCCCAUAAUUACAGGUAUAAAACUUUUUAAGCCAAGGUUAACGUAGACAAGUGUGUGAACAAAAUGAGACGUUAAACACCGAGCUACGUGAAAGUAGGACUGAGCUACAAGAGGAGGCGAUCUCGCUGUUUUGGCAAAAUCCUCCAUUUUAAAGGUUGCCCAUAGCGAUUAAUUUCCGAAAUAGUGUCACCAUGGUAACAAGAAAUGAUCCCAACUAUAAAUACUGCUGUCGUCCUCAUUGAGACCUUUCCGACGGUAUAAGAUAUGUAGGGGUUUGUCGGUUGGUUCGUCGUGCAUUACUCGCGAAAUUUUAGGGUAGAAACAAAACUGUAAAGUAUGAGCAGUAGUAAUAUGAGCUGCUUGCUUAACAGCAGGCCCAUAAUUAAAGUUAUACAACUUUUUAAGCCAGGGUUAACGUAGACAAGUGUGUGAACAAAAUGAGACGUUAAACACCGAGCUACGUGAAAGUAUGACUGAGCUACAAGACGAGGUAAUCUUGCUGUUUUAGCAAAGUCCUCCAUUUUAAAGGUUGCCCAUAGCGAUUAAUUUCCAGAAUAGCUUCACCAUGGUAACACGAAAUGAUCCCAACUAUAAAUACUGCCGUCGUCCUCAUCGAGACCUUUCCGACGGUAUAAGAUACGUAGGGGUUUGUUGGUUGGUUCGUCGCUUAUUAAUUGCCAAAGUUUAGGAUAGGAAAAAAAACAAAACUAAGGUAUGAGCAGUAAUAUGAGCUACUUGCUUAGCAGCAGGCCCAUAAUUACAGGUAUAAAACUUUUUAAGCCAGGGUUAACUUAGACAAGUGUGUGAACAAAAUGAGACGUUAAACACCGAGCUACGUGAAAGUAUGACUGAGCUACAAGAGGAGGCGAUCUCGCUGUUUUGGCAAAAUCCUCCAUUUUAAAGGUUGCCCAUAGUGAUUAGUGUCCGGAAUAGCGUCACCAUGGUAACACGAAAUGAUCCCAACUAUAAAUACUGCCGUCGUCCUCAUCGAGACCUUUCCGACGGUAUAAGAUACGUAGGGGUUUGUUGGUUGGUUCGUCGCUUAUUAAUCGCGAAAGUUUAAGAUCGGAAACAAAACAAAACUGUAUAUGAGCAGUAAUAAUAUGAGCUGCUUGCUUAGCAGCAAGCCCAUAAUUAAAGUUAUAGGACACUCUUGGACGCCACCUUGUUUUGGUACGAGUUUGUGUUUGAAUUCACAAGAGUUUCUCACCUUCUUUACCAAAGUGCUGGCAUUCACAACUUUAUUCGGCCCUGUGCUGGAUUACUUCCUAGCUGUGUUAUCACUUCUACGGUCGAUAACGCACUUUGGACACCCCUGCAUGGUUCUUGUGCUAUUUUUGAUACGCUAUGUUUUAUUUGAGGCGGCUGCAUUCAGUCCAAAUAAAUCUGAUAAAUGUG